This is a messenger RNA of Ilex paraguariensis (yerba mate), 507 nucleotides long. Lineage: Eukaryota; Viridiplantae; Streptophyta; Magnoliopsida; Aquifoliales; Aquifoliaceae. The record is from the annotation of a GenBank genome assembly.
AUGAAGCUGGAGGCUGAUAGGGAGACUUUCUGCGCAAUAGUAGAGUCAGNAGCUAGCGACAGUGAGCGCAGGCUAGGUGGCGGCAGUGAUGCAUUGGGCGAUGGAGGGCACAACUCAGGUGGCGGUGCGCUAGGUGACGACGAGCACAAGCUAGGUGGCGCCGGGGAUGCAGGCAUCAGUGCGAGAUCUAGUGAAGACAUGGUGAGACAGGCUUCUCAGCGGGGCAAGGGAGCCGCUGGUAGUGAUCGCUCGAAGGAGUUUCCAUCAAAGGUUGGAAGAGGUCGGAGCUCUAUGGACGAUAUUUUGGGGGAAACCACAACGAGGGAGAAGAGAGGCAAGUUCCAAGGCGGUGCAGCGGGCGACGAAGAUAGCAAGGUAGGAGGUAAUGGCGCUGAGGGAGCAGGAGGCAGUGCCAGUGCGGAAGGAGGCGAUGCCAGCGAGGCGCUGGGUGACGGCGGGAGUAGGCUAGUCGGCGUCAACAAGCUAGCGACAGUGAGCGCAGGCUAG